CUGCUCUUCCUCUCCCCCGACCCUCUGCAGCCGACGAACCCCCCAGCCACCGCCACCCAUUUUUCCGGCCGGAAAUCCGGCAAAGCUUGGGGAUUUCUCCCUAUUUUCUUGUCUUAGAACACCUAGUAAACCCAGAAAUUCCCCCUCUUUGCUGGAAAUUCCAGAUCUGCGCUGUCUUCUUCCCUUUGUCCGUCGGCCUCUGCUUGUGUGGGUGUGAAUUCUCGGCUUUUCUGGUAAGAAACAGCCAUGAUUUCAUCCUUUUAGCUUUGAUUAAGUUGGGUUCCUUUAAUUUUGGGUAAAUCCCGUGAGUUCCUGCAGAAUUUCCCCCAAAUUGCCGUCGGCUUCUUCUCCCUGCCAGCUACGGUUUGCUUGCUGGAAUUCUGGUUUUGAUCGUUCUGUCACCGUAGCACUUGGGUUAGCCUUCUGUUCUGUGCGAGUGAGGUAAGUAAGUUAUGGUAAAGCCCUUUGAUUUUAAAGCAUGUUUUAAACUGUUUUUGAGAUGGUGGCAAGCUUUAAAUUGAUUUUAUCGGCAUUUGAGUGUGAUUAAACUGGAAUGCAAAUUGUGAUGGGUUUUAUGGGAAAUUUCCUUGUUUUUCUGAAAUUGAGCAUGAUUGGAACGAAAAUGAGGAUUUUAUUGAUUUUCUGGAAUUGAACAUGAUUGAAAUGAAAAUGAGAGUUUCAUUGUUUUUCGGGAGUUGAGCAUGCCUAUUUAGAAAUUGACUGAACUGUUUUGAUGAACUGAGAGUUUGCAAAUUCUGAGUUUUCUGUUAAAUCCAUGGUCACAUGGAAAUUUCCGGUUUGUUCUGAAAUUUGGGAUUGAUUGUGAAAUUGGGGUUUUUCUGUAAAUCCUGCAUGGUUUUGUCUCGGAUAUAGUCAUGAUUACUGACGCUCGCUAGUGGGAGCUGUAAACGCUAGCACAUGUCGACAUGUAUUUCUGUGGAACCGGUUCACCUUGCCGAUGGGGUUAAACAUUGGCACUAUUACUGACGCCUGCCAGUGGGAGUUUGUAAACACUGGUACUCCUGAAACCCUGCCGAUGGGGUUAAACAUUGGCACUAUUACUGACGCCUACCAGUGGGAGUUGUAAACACUGGCACUAUUACUGACGCCUACCAAUGGGAGUUUGUAAACAUUGGUACCAUUACUGACGCCUGCCAGUGGGAGUUUGUAAAUACUGGCCAUGACUUAUAGAUGAGACUAUUGAACUGAGUUUUCUUCUGCAUGUAACGGUUUGUCAUGAAACGUUUUGUUAUUGAACUGAAUCUGAUUUCCGCAUUAAUGGUUUAUAAUUAAAAGUCUGUUACGCUUACAUGGUUUAUCUGGCAUGCUUCAAAGUUUUACCCAAGGGCUAUCCAUAUUUACUUACUGAGUUUAUCUCAUAGUUUUUCUUGUCCACCAUUUCAGGAAGCGAAACCAAGGACGGGGGAAAUCGAGGGGAGUGACGAGAUAGAAGGCUAGUCACCUGGAAUUUGAUAUAGAUUUUAGAUACAGAUUAUGAUCUUGUAAACUAGAGUGUAUUUGAAGAUUUUAUGAUGUCAGAGCAGAUUGUAAAAAUUUUAUCUUGAGAUUUGGUUGUAUCAGAUUGUGAAUUGGAUAAGUUUCGAGCUUUGUGCAUUCGUGGGACCCGUCUCACGAGUGCACGGCGUCUGUCGCGUCUCCAGAUUUGGGUUCUGGGGCGUGACAUGGUCCCUCUAAAUAUUGCCUACAAAGUUGAAGAACAAGGUUAACUCAAAGCAAUAACAUUAAAAUAUAUUC
Molecule: messenger RNA, 1755 nt
Organism: Rubroshorea leprosula
Lineage: Eukaryota; Viridiplantae; Streptophyta; Magnoliopsida; Malvales; Dipterocarpaceae
Source: the annotation of a GenBank genome assembly